Molecule: messenger RNA, 618 nt
Organism: Puccinia graminis f. sp. tritici CRL 75-36-700-3
Lineage: Eukaryota; Fungi; Basidiomycota; Pucciniomycetes; Pucciniales; Pucciniaceae
Exons: 2
Coding region: 1-618 (205 amino acids)
Source: RefSeq, a predicted model, not a curated record
AUGAAAGCAGGCCUUUUACGUUUGCUUUGGCUUCUGGCGUGCGGCUUCGCCCAAGUACCAUCUCACGAAGUCACUGUGACUUACCGUGGAACUCACCCACAGGUGGGGUGCAGUGAAAGGAGUUGGGGGAGAAACGGUGGCUCAACCACUCAACCUCAAGUCAACUUAAACUUUCAAGAAUGGCAGAGGCCAGAACAAAUGGAGUGGCAAGAAACUCCUCAACUUUUGUCCCUAUUUCAGCUUCACCCCACCAAAAUUAGCACAGAUGAUAUGGAUGUGGAGGAUCAUGAAUCGGAGGUUUCAAGUUCACCAGACGCAACAAAGCAUGGCAGACUUCAUUUUGAAACCUCCACGGCUAAUGUGGAGCAGGAGGCAUCACAUAACCCAAGCACUGAGUUAUCACUUUCGGUGGGAACUGCCCAAAUCGAUCUUUCCCUGAAGAACUUCCAAAAACCAUUGGAAGACCAACACACAUUGGCAGCUCCACGGGGUAUAUACCUGCCAUCUGACACGGACCUCCUCAAAAAACUUGGGCUCACUCAAAUUGUUGCUUCUGCUCCGACCGCUUUGGAAGGGAGACAUUGGAAGCACAACCAACAUCGGCAGUCAACAAGAUAA